ACAGCCCUUGAACGCAGCGCUGCUCCCAUCCUACGUGAAUGCAGCAUAACGUGUUGAGUUGAUCCAUGGCAACACAGGAGCAGCGAGCAGCCGCGGAGUCAGUCCCACACACUCACCUUCAAUAUCUACUCACUCUCCGUCAGUGUAGCCAGAAUAAACCGAGCAGGAAUAUAGUUUACAGCUCCGGCUGAGAAAUUUCUCUGUCAAGGUGACCGACCGGGCGCCAGUCAGCUGCCCGAAAACAGCUCCACAUCAGCGCCAGGUGACAGCAGCCGGGACCCGCACCUCGGAGCACUGAAAACGGCCACAUUUUGAACGGACAAGAUGGUAGCGGCGAACGUUUAUGGGGCUUAAAAUAACAGAUUCCCUCCUCGGGUGUACUGUUAACGGAGCCGAGCAAAAUGGAGCCAAUUUCUAACAGUAUGUGGGCUAAAAAUGGUUCGUAUUUUUAAUUAAUUUUCCUUGUGUCUCGGGAACAGUCAGACACUGUCCCAGUCCGCCCCGCCGCUCCCUGACAGCCCCAUUAGCUCCGUCCAGUUCAUAAUUACAGCCAAUAUCUCCUGAACAUUUGAAGCAUCUUCGUGAAGAUGGCGACUGGGUCGGGUUGGCAGCAGUAUUACUGCCCUGCCGGGCAGGGGAAAUUUAGUUCAUCCUCAGCAACCAACAUGUCCUUUCCGUCCGGCAUCGCCAUGGAAUAUACCCAAGACCUGCACCUGAAGAUGAGCAAGAAAAUAGCACAGCUAACAAAGGUUAUAUAUGCACUGAACACAAAAAACGAUGAACACGAGGCAGCCAUCACCACCCUGAAGGAGGCCCACGAAGAGGAGGUGCAGCAGAUCCUCUCAGAGACCAGAGAGAAGAUACUACAGUACAAGAGUAAGAUCAGCGAUGAGAUGGACCUGAAGCGCCGCAUUCAGUCGCUGGAGGAGUCUAUGGAGCUCCAUGAGAGGAUGAAGAGACAGGCGCUGGCUGAGUUUGAGAACUACCGUCAGAGGGUGGAGGACAUGCAGCUUUGCACUGAAGCUCAGCACACGCAGCGUGUGGUGUCCAUGUCGAGGGAGGUGGAGGAGAUGCGCCGUUCUUUUGAAGAGAAGCUGCGUACAUUCAGCCAGGCCCAAGCCCAGUUUGAGCAGGAGAAGAAAACUGCUCUGGAGGAGCUGAAGGCCCAGCACAGACAGGAAAUCCAGGAGCUCCUCCGCAGCCACCAGAGCCAAAGCGCAAACUACAGUAAAGACCAGGAGAAACUGGGACAGCUCCAUAAAGCCGAGGUGGAUUCUUUGACGGAGCGGGUGGAGGAGCUCAAACAAGACAAGAAGAGACUGGUGGAGGAGUAUGAGGCCAAACUCAGCAAGGCUCAGGCGUUUUAUGAACGCGAGCUGGAGGCCAUGAAGAGGACCCAGCAGCUGACCGCCGACAACUUGCUGGCAUGGAAACGCACCGAGGCCGAGCUGCGGCGGGAAUUUCAGACUCAGGAGGCGGCGCUCCAGAAAACCCUCGGGAAACUGAGAACCGAGCUGGCGAGGGUAACAGAUGAAGCCCGGGAAAACCGGGAGCGGUCCCACAAGCUUCAGGCGUCACUCAGUGCUGCUGAGAGCACCAUCAAGGACUUAAACAAGCAGCUGGACGAAGUGACCCAGAACUCCGAGAUUGUGGAGAUCCGUCAGAAAGAGGCGGAGUGUGAACUAGAGGCAGCCAGAGAUCGAGUUCAGCAGCAAGCAACUGAAAUACUGCUCAAAGCCAGUCAGAUAAGCAGCCUGCAGGCUACCCAGAUGACCCAGGAAGCAGUCAUCAGGGACCUGGACAAUGAGCGGAGCCGGCUGAAGGACAAGGUGCUGAGGGUGGAAGAAGAAAGGGAGGCCCUGCAGAACCAGAGCCAGGCCCUGGAUGAAAGACAGAAACAGCAGAUCCAGUCCCUGGAUAAGACCCUGCGUGAGGAGAAGGCGUCCCACGAGAAGGACGUGAACAACAUGCGAGCUCGAUACGAAGAGGAGGCCACGCAGAUGAAGGAGAGCCAGGCUCGAGCUCUGGAGGAAGUGGCCAAGAAGCACAGAGCGACCCUGGAAAACACUCUGAGCAGCGCCGAGAAGGACAAGACCCGUCUGCUGGCUGAGCUGGAGCAGCAGUUCGAGAAGGAGCGCCUUUCACUGGAGGAGCAGAAGACGCUCCUCAAACAACAGCUGGACGAGCUGAGGGAGGAGAUGACCUCCAAACUCACUGCAGCUGACGAGGAGGUGUCUCGGCUGCAGCGGGAGGUGCAGCAGGGGGAGCAGGACCUCGGAACAGCUGAUGGGCAGAUCUCCACACUGAAGGAAGCGCAGGACAAACUGCUGGAGGAGCUAGAUGCUACCAGGGCCCGACUGAGAGAGACCAGCAACCUGCUGACAGCUCUGCAGGGAGAGUUGGAGACCCAGAAACGUCAGCAUGAAGCCAAACUCAUCACCACCAAAGAAGAAGAGAAACUUAAGAUGGACAAGAUGGCUCUGGAGCUGGAGCUCAAAUGGACUGAAACACUCAGGCAGGAGUGUAAGAAGCUACGUGAGGAGCUGAGAGAGGAGCAUGAGGAGGACAAGGCCUCAGCUCUGAAUCAGCUGGCACAAAGCAAGGAGCAGGAACUGAGCAGUGCCAGGGAGAGCUGGCAGAGGAAAGUGGAGGACCUGCUGGAACAGAUCUCCUUGUUGAAGCAGAGCCUGGAGAUGCAGCUGUCCCAGUCACAGUCUUCGCUUCAGCAGCUGCAGCACCAGUUCAGCCAGGAGAGGGAGCACCUGAGGAUGCAGCUGGACGAGCUGCAGACGGAGCACCAAAGGAGGCAGCAGCGUCUGCAGGAGGUCCACUGCUGCGCCAUGCAGGACCUGGAGCAUGCCAGGCAACGAGACCUGAAGGAGCUGGAGGAGCGUCUCCGCCACCAUCACCUUGCAGAGCUGCAGUCUCUCAGAGAGGCUCACCGCCAGAGCAUUGAGACGCUCAAACAGCAUUCAGAACAAGAGCUGCAAACGCUCCGCUUUGAACUGGAGGACGAGGGCAAAGCCAUGCUGGCCUCUCUGCGAUCAGAGCUGAACCACAUCCACGCGUCUGCCAUCGAACACCUGAGACAAACCCACCAGCAGGAGUCAGCUGCAGCCAAGGUGGAGCUGGAGAAAACACUGGAGAACAACCGGACACAGGAGCGCGAACUAUUGGGCCGCAUCACGGAGCUGCAGGAGGAGGUGUCCAGGAGGAAAAACCACAUCGCUCAGCUGGACCACCAGAUCCACACUCUCAACGAGAACAUCAGCACUCUGACUAAAGAGCUGGAGCUCAAGGGCAAGGAGGUGCUUAAGAUCCGCAGUGAAGCCAAUCAGCAGAUCAGGGCUCACGAACAAGAGCUAACAAAGCGGCACGAGAGAGAGCUCGCCGAGCUGAGCGCUGUCCACAGCAGAGAGACGCAGAACAUGCUGUCAGACUUCAACAAGGCCCAGGAAGUGCUCAAAGACAAGAUCUCUGCCCUUCAGAUACUGCUGGAAGGAACGGAGGAGAAGUUCAGAAACAGGGAGAGUCGUCCGGAAGAUCUGCAGCACAUCGCUGAGCUGAAGGACAUGGUGUCUGAGAGGGAGACUCUAGUGAAGAAACUGGUGGAUGAUAAGAAGUUCUACCAGCUGGAGCUUGUCAACAGGGAGACCAACUUCAACAAAGUGUUCAACGCCAGCCCUAAUGUAGGAGUCAUCAACCCGCUCAUCAAGCAAAAGAAAAAGAAUGAGAAAACAGCAGCCAGCAGAUUCAGCAGCUCUCCUAAUCUCGGGGCUCUGGAGGCAGCAGGGCCGGGGCACGGCCAGCCCAGCCGUCUAGAGCCCAUUCCCAACUCCCCCCUCCACCACCUUGAGCUCAACUCCAACAAACCUCUUCCCCCGCCGACCCCUCCCACCGAACCCAAGAAAUUCAUGAGCCCUCCUGAAACGAAGGACUCUGCCAUCGACUCCCCGGACGCCCAGCGCCAGGAGUGGUUUGCUCAGUACUUUUCCUUUUGAUUGGCCACAAACCUGCAAACAAGAGGAUCCAGCAUGUCAACUGGACUUUAGUAAAGAAAAAAACUAAACAAAAAACACAAAGUGAAAUAAACUGUUCUAGCUAUUUGUUCUUUACUGUCAUAAGUAGGUCUGGGGAUCAGUUCACUUUAGAUUCAGUCGACUGAAGCUGUCAUUCAUGGUGUGAGAGUUAAUACUUGCUGAUCUGUCAAUGAGAUGCACAGAACUUGAUGUCAUUAAUUUUCACUUUAGUAAAAACGUAGAGGUGACCCACUUCCUGCUGGUGACUGGGGUGAAACUGAAAUGAACCUGAUCCUGACCGUCAUACAUCAUCACUCUGAACCGAUUGUUUGAUUAUCUCUGAUUGUUUCACUGUGAACAAGUUUCUCUCUUAGUACAGUGACAAUGAUCAUCAGUAUGUUUGAUGUUUAUUUUCUUUACCUCCUAACCUAUUUUGCAGUUUCUUGGAACUAGAAAAAAAUGAGUGGUGCAUUAUCAUGCUGCUAAUUGCCAUUGUUGGACCACAAUAAGAAGUAUAUACAGUAUAUGUAAAGAUAAAGAAAUAUAUGGUAGGUUAUUGUGCUCUCUCUGCAUACGGCAUCUUAGACCAGCAAGGCUGAUCUGAGACCAGCUUGCCUCUUCAUUCAUGGUGACAUUUACACGGUCCUGAUCCUAGAUCGGUUGCACUUCUCUGAUAUGCUCCAUGAAUGCAGGCUCUGAUUUUAGGACGGCUCCAUCAUGGCAAGUUUGUUACAGCUGCAUAGAAGUUUCAGCAGAUUUUGGUAGAAUAUUAAAACCUGUUUGUAUGGUUGUCUGUCUCAAAACAGAUAUAAUGAUGUCUCACCAAUUUUAAGAACAAAAAUAGCAUUUUAUAUUUAUAUUAUAAUGU
Monopterus albus (swamp eel) is the source of this 4887-nucleotide messenger RNA. It is a transcript of the gene fam184ab, whose product is annotated as family with sequence similarity 184 member Ab. The record is from RefSeq and is a predicted model, not a curated record. Lineage: Eukaryota; Metazoa; Chordata; Actinopteri; Synbranchiformes; Synbranchidae. The transcript has 23 exons. The coding region runs from base 588 to 4001 and encodes 1137 amino acids.